AUGACCAAGACCAGGAAGGCUUCUGCUGCCAAAGCUUCUGCUCUGGUUACUCUUGACGUGGACGAAGAUGCUAACAUGUCUCAAUCGGAUAAGUUCCAGAAACGUUGGGAUAUCAUGUUUGCCAAACUGGAAUCCUAUUCCAAAAAAUUUGGAGAUUGCCUGGUUCCCGUCCGCUGGAAGCAAGAUCCCUCACUUGGCAAAUGGGUAUCUCGGCAGCGUGACGGCCACAAUGCCAAGUUUUUGACGGAGGAACGCAAGGCCCGACUCAAUGCCAUUGGCUUUGUAUGGAGAUGCAAGGACUAUAACAAUCUCUAUCCUCAAUCCAAGGGCGAAAAGGCGCAGUUCAAGAGGCCCCAGGUUGUCCCUGUUGUUGCCACCACUACCACCAAGACUCGCAACACGCGGGCAUGUGCUGUCAAAAAGGACGGUGCUCGGACGGCUACCGCGGCCGUGGCCAAGAACAGACCUACCAAAAAGAAGAUUCCUGUCGCCAAGAAAAGGACUGUCACAAAGGCACCCAAACCAACCACCCGAGCCGCCAAGGUUUGCCCGAUCAGACCAGCCCCAGACAACAGCAAGAAUGCCAAAAAGAAGGCGCCCACGAAAGCAUCCACGCGCAGUGGCCCACAGCAAACAUUUCCAAAUAAUAAUUAUCAACGUGUGGUUCCGGCGGACCAGGGUGAAUGGGUCCAUCAGUAUGAAAAGUUGGUCCACUACAAGAGUCGCCAUGGACACACCCGCUUCCCUCGACCUUACACGGCCGAUCCACUCUUGGGGGCAUGG
Messenger RNA from Seminavis robusta, 783 nucleotides. The record is from the annotation of a GenBank genome assembly. Lineage: Eukaryota; Bacillariophyta; Bacillariophyceae; Naviculales; Naviculaceae.